AUAUAAAACCUUUAAUUUACUUGACUUCACCGUGCCGGUUAGAGAAGAUUAUUUUUUAGUUCUUUUUUUUUAGUUUAAUGUGAUACAAAUGUAUUUCUACUAUAAUGUCAAAACAAGGAAAAAGAAAAAUAUCUGUUGAAUUGCCGAAAACGAAAGAUCUCUCUAUUAGACCUAGUGUGUUUGAUCGGCUCGGUACUAAGAAAUCAUCAAGUGCUAAAAAAACAACUGAACAUUGUAGACAGUGGGCCCAACACGGCAGCUGUGCUUACGGCAAAAGUUGUAAAUUUGCUUCUACGCAUACUCUUAUCAGUCCUUCUAAACAACGCGCAGCUCAUAAAGACAAUGAUCAGAAACGUUUAGUGAAGGAUGAUGGGAAGACUAGAUUGCAUUCUACUGUUAUAGUGCGGUCAGGUCAAAGCCCCGAAGGAGAAAUCGAUAACUGGGACCAAAAUGACUUAGAGUAUGCAGACACAGAUGUCCUCGAAAAACGAAGACAGCAGUUGCAGCGUGAACUAGAAUUACAGAUGAAAAUGGAUUCAAACAAAGACAUGCGAAAAGAUAAAAAAAAAGUCGUGUCCAGUACGUCUUCAUCUAGAAGCUCUAGUUCUUCGAGUGUUUCGUCGUCUUCAUCAGACGGCAGCACAUCGUCAUCUUCAUCUGGAAGGGAAACUAGAAGGAAAACUAAAAAAGGAAAACUUAAACGAAAUUCCAGUUCUUCUUCAGAUGGAAACAUACCAACAAAAAAGAAAUACAAUGUGAAGAGUGAACUGUCCAAAAAAGAUAAAAGUGAUGUUAAAAAAAAUAUUACAAAAAAAGAUGAUAGAUUAAUAAAAAAGAGUGAUAGUUCCAAAAAGAAAUCAACUUCUAAAACUCCCAUAGGAAAAAAGUCACUAUCUCCAGGUAAAAAGUCUGGUGGUACUCCACCCAUAACAUCCAAGACACUUAUUAAAAGUUCGUCUAAACACAGUAAAUCACCCUUAAGAAGAGAUAGGAAUAGAAGUGUGUCUCCACAUUUUAGGGAUAAAGAAAAAGAACGAGAACGUAAUAAAGAGAAAGAAAGAGAAAAAGAUAGAGAUAAGGAUAGAGAAAAAGAAAGAGACAGAAACAGAGCACGUAGUAGAACUCCACGAAAAGGUCGUUCGAGAUCUCCUAGACAAAAUGCAAAGGAUAAUAGAAAAAGGGAGAGUCCUGAGAGAGGCAGGCCUGUGUCACCCAAAAAGCAAUCCCGCAGAGAUGGCAGUCCUGAUAGACAUCGAAAACGGUCUACUAGUCGUGAUAGGGAGAGAGGUCGUGAUCAUAAAGAUAGAUCCUUAGAGAGAAGAAAAGAAAAAUAUGAUGAUAAAGACAGGCACGAUCGUAAAGAUAGGGGUCGCGAGCGAAAAGAGGUUAAACGGGAUGAUAGUAAAAGAAGGGGUCGUGAACGAGGUCUUGGAGGAAGAAGUACAGGUGAUAAAGGUUUAGAAAAACCAAAUAAACCGAUGGAGAGACUUCUUCCAAGACCUGAAGAACGUCUAGCUGCACUAGCUGCCAUUUCAAAUAGAACUCUGGAAUCAGAUAAAAACUCGAAUACAUCAAAAGAUAGACAAGAUACACAUUCUGAACGCGGAGGUAGGAAGCCAGAACGACUUGAGAGAGAGCGGUCUAGUAAACGAGAUCGCUUGGGCAGCAAUGACAGAGAACAGGGUGAAUACAGUAUGGGUAUUGACAGACAAUAUGAUGAUCAUGGCAUUGACCAUUAUGAUAGAGUUAACGAUCGUUAUGAUGGCGUUACUAGAGAUGACGAUCGGUCACCUGGCUAUGGUGCACAAGGGCGAGAAAGACACUAUGAAGCGCCAUAUGAAAUUGCUGGUCCGCCGAGAGGAUUUCCUGAAGAAGAUGAUAGAAUCUAUAAUGAACAUAUGGGAGAUCACAGAGAUGUUGAAAUGUGUUAUAAUGAAAGACGACCACAUCGAGAUCGUUCUUGGGAAGGACGUUCAGGCUCUCUUGAUCGUGAACGUGCAUACAUGCAUCGAAAAGAUUGGGACAAUGAAGAUUAUCAUGCCAGCGGCGACUGGGGUCGAGAUAGACACUGGCCUAUUCAUGAUUCUCAGAUGAGAGAAUGGGGUGAUAAAGAUCCAGAAGAUAAUUGGCACCAUAGAGGUCAUCCUGGUCAACAUCGUGGUCGAAUACAUGAUGAGUAUGGUCGAGGCAUGAGAUUAGAUGUCGAUCGCGGUGACAAACGUCGAAAUGUUCGAAAUGAACCUGAUCAAAGUUCGAAAGAUACCGGUCAUCCUCAAACUUCUACAGCGUCUACUCGUCAAGAAACGGAAAUUGAAGAAAAACCAAUACCCGAUGAUCUUAGUGAAAUCAGUGAUGAUCCUGAUGAUAUAUUAAAUAGAGAAGAUAUGAUGGAUCAAAAUAAUGAAGAAGAAACUCAAAACCUGUCUGAAGAAGUGGCAAUAAAGCCUGAAAGUAUAGAAAAAGUGUCCGAGCAGGAUGCAAGUGCUGUUGGAGACGAAAAAGAAAUACAAGAUAACAAAGAUGAUGAAGAUGUUGCAAACUUAGACUUUGAGGAAAUAUCUGAUGGAGAACUGGAAGAGGAAAAAACAAGAGGAUUAGGUGACGCACUUGGCGUCGAUUGGGCAAGCUUAGUAGCGGAUGUGCGGCGUCGGGAACAAACAACGCCUACAAGCGGAGCGCGUGAGCGCUGGCGACCAGAGAGGGUACUUGCACGAGUAGGUCUUUCUGUACAUUUGGCUGGUAAAGAUUUGGUGAGCGAUAUAUUAAAAAACAACAAAGAAUUACUCCAAGCUGAGAAGACUGCUCAAGAUCAGAAAUGCGAAAAAUCUGAAAACUUGGUGCAAGAGAAUGGUUGUCAUGAUAUCCAAACAAGAAAGCUUGAAGAUAUUUCAGAUAUUCAGAUUUUACAUCCAGUAGCUUCUAUACAGGUGGCUAUGGAAAAGAGGAAACGUCAACGUGCUGUUUUGUUUGGAUCAGGAUGCGAGAUUACCAGAGGUCUGAGUGCAAGGCGCGAUUUGGCGUUACGCCGUUAUUUAUGUCACUUGCCAGCAACAGAACGAACUGGACAGUCUCGUGUUACACCACAGCCUUCACUGUUUGAGGCUGCUAAAGCUCUCUUGAUGCGGGCUCCUGUCUCUGGUUAAUAUGGAUUGAAAGAUAUUUUAAUGAAUAUUUCAGAUGUGUUGAUCACAAAUUAAAAUAAAGGACAGUUUAAAACACAAGGUUCAUUAAAAAGCUUGUGAAUCCUAAACAAUUGUUAACUGUGAAAGUGCAAUGAAAACUCACUAAGUUGAACGUGUGGUGGUACUUAUAACUUCUAUCUAUGCAGAACUCCGAUCAUUUUAUAAGAUUAAUUAUUCUUUAAACUCUUACUGUAGUAA
This is a messenger RNA of Bombyx mandarina (wild silkworm), 3380 nucleotides long. RefSeq lists its product as uncharacterized. Gene Ontology annotation, cellular component: RNA N6-methyladenosine methyltransferase complex. Gene Ontology annotation, molecular function: metal ion binding. Gene Ontology annotation, biological process: mRNA modification. Lineage: Eukaryota; Metazoa; Arthropoda; Insecta; Lepidoptera; Bombycidae. The record is from RefSeq and is a predicted model, not a curated record.